GCUAAAGCCAGCAGCUGAACCUUGUGUCAAAACACAGAGGGAAAUCAGCAGCAGGCAGCGCAAGAUCUCAACCCGAUUUCAGCUUUAGCUCUUUUUUUUCGUAAAGUAUUUGUUGAUACAAAGUGUUUUACGUUCGCGUACCAUGACUGAACAAUCAGCAUUACUUCUUCGAAAACAACUGGCAGAGCUCAACAAGAACCCCGUGGAGGGCUUUUCAGCUGGUCUGAUAGAUGAUGAUGACAUAUAUAAAUGGGAAGUUGUAAUCAUUGGGCCACAGGAUACCCUUUUCGAAGGAGGGUUUUUCAAAGCAUACCUUACCUUUCCCUAUGAUUAUCCACUACGGCCUCCAAAGAUGAAGUUCAUCACUGAAAUCUGGCACCCAAACGUUGCAAAGAAUGGGGAUGUUUGCAUCUCAAUUCUGCAUGAACCAGGAGAAGAUAAGUUUGGCUAUGAAAAGCCUGAGGAGCGCUGGCUUCCUAUCCACACCGUAGAGACAAUCAUGAUUAGUGUUAUCUCCAUGCUGGCAGAUCCCAACAGCGACUCACCAGCUAAUGUGGAUGCUGCGAAAGAGUGGAGGGAGGACCCUAACGGCGAAUUUAAGAGGAAGGUGGCUCGCUGUGUAAGAAAAAGUCAAGAGAUGGCAUUUGAUUAGGAGUCAGCUGUAAAUUCCAGGUUAAAGGAAAUACCUCCAAAGGGAACAUUUCAGCGAAAGGCUUUUGCACCUCUUGUUUUGCCAGUCAAGGAAUUGGUUGGCUUCAACCACGUUUCUGUGAACGGUUGUCAUUGAUGAUGAGCCAAUUUGAGAACCCUACCAGCGAAAUUAACCUGUUUCCUACCUGGAAUUGUAUAUUUAAUGUUAUUUAUUUUGAAAAAAAUAAUGAUGUAAUAUAUGUCACUACUGUAAAUUAACUUGCUUUUUUAUCUGCUGCUGAACAGUUUCUACUUUAUACCAGGUUUCUUAUGCAAUUUAGUGGUCAAAAAGGUUAUGUAAAACAUAAUGAAAACCCGUUACCAUUAGCUCAUCACUUGUCCUCCUCACUGAAUACCUACCACCGGAUUAAUGUCGGCCCAACAAAACUCUGUCAGUAGAUGUGGUUAUUUUCAACACUGUCACUGAAUCACUGUUGCCUUUCGUUGGCUUCACCUCAUAGUGCGCUCGUUGUUUAGAGGGUCAGAUCGAGAACUUUAAUACGGACAUGUGAAGAGUUUUCACACAAUACAUUUUUCUGAGAAAUGGCCUCCUGUUCGCAUUUUCUUGUUGUGCUAGUGUAUGUCAAGGAAAUCAUGACUCUCAAACCUGCAUGAUCUUCUCAAACAGCUCUACUGUGUUAUUCUUACUAGCUGUAGAUGUAAAUGGAAUGGCUUAUUCUGUGAUUUGAGAGUCAUUGUUUUAUAACAUAUUGACUCACACAAGCAUAGCUGAUGGUAAUAAGAGGUUUGUGCCAACUUCUCAGGAGGGUCUUAAUCAACAGUCGGUAAAGUAAACCUGAUAUUCCUUGGCCCUCUUAGUCAGUGAAGAUUAAAUAUCACUUAGUCUAAUGUCUUUUCACUCAGUUGUUAUUAUAGAUCUUGGACAACCAAAUAGAGUCUGUGAAUAUAGCCUAAGCUGUGAUUUAUUCCACUUGUGUACUGGUUAACUGGCAUCUGAGCUUACCUCAAUUUAAAGGGAUAACAUUUGAUGAGUAUUAUGGUUGUCCUUAAUCUAUUAACAUGAGUAAUUCAAGGGGCUCAUUGGUAGAAUUAGGCUAGUUGUUCCUACUUUGUUGUGGCACAUUUCGAGGGUAAAUUACGAUGUAUAAGACACAUUCACUCAUGUAUUUAGACUUUGAGGAUUUUGGGAAGAUUGCUCUUUAUUUCUAUCAAUAUCUUGAGUUGUGUGCAUACUUGGUGGUGCAUACUUAGAUAAUAUUUAUCACCUUCACUUACUCACUGAGUUUGGGUUGUAAUUCUUGAUAGGGACUUGAAGACGACUCAGCACUUAGUAAAAUAUAGAUAAGUGUUCUGAUAGGAGAUGAACUCAAUCCUACAUCUGGGUUUUGUUUUUAAAGAAUACACACAGUUGUGUUUGGGUGGAGUCUGGCGGCCAUUGGCUUCUGCUCACUUUCAUCUAUGCUGUUGCUGACGAUUAAGCCAUGAUGACAUCCAUUUUGUAUUAUGUUAUACAUGACUGAUCUGUGACUGACAUUGAAAAAUAGCUAACUAUCUUUAGGCGCAUGCAAUCAGGUUUGAAGGAGUUGGGUAUGUUUAAAUAUGAUACCAUUGUUUGUACAUUCUGGGUGAAUGUGAUGUGUACAGUUAGUAGACCUCUGUAGACUUGAUCACAUAACUGCUGUUGACAUUACCUUUUUAAGUCCGAAUUUUCUAGCCCACCAUGACCUCCUCUGACCGGUGUUCACUGUAUUUGCACAGAUUCGGUGCGUUUGAAAUGUCAUUAAGCAAUACGCCCUGAAAAUGGUGUGUCCAGGUAAUCCACCCUAACGCCAUCAUUUGUUUUAGGUUGUUUGUUUUUUUUGUUGUUUUGUUUUUUCAUUUUGUGUCAAUGCAAUGUAUAUUGGACAUGAUGCUCAAUAAAGUGUGUAAACAGA
Messenger RNA from Scatophagus argus, 2585 nucleotides. Its product is annotated as ubiquitin-conjugating enzyme E2 G1-like. Bases 143 to 652 code for a protein of 169 amino acids. Lineage: Eukaryota; Metazoa; Chordata; Actinopteri; Scatophagidae. Gene Ontology annotation, molecular function: ubiquitin conjugating enzyme activity. The transcript is spliced from 6 exons. The record is from RefSeq and is a predicted model, not a curated record. Gene Ontology annotation, biological process: proteasome-mediated ubiquitin-dependent protein catabolic process; protein polyubiquitination.